UGAGAGGAAGGAAAGAGAAGAGAGGGAGAGGAAGAAUAAAGAAGAAUGUGAGAGGAAAGAAAGAGAAGCGACAGAGAGGAAAGAAGAAGAGGACAGACAGCAAAGAGAAAAACAAGAAAGAGAAAAAAUGGAGCGAGAGGACAGAGAAAGGCAUGAAAGAGAGGAACAAGAAAGAGCAGAGCAGUUGUUGAAAGAGAAAAUGGAAAAGGAAAAGAUAGAGAGGGAAAUAAAAGAAAGAGAGGAGCAGGAAAAGACAAAGAUGGAACUCAAAGAGGAGGAAGGGCAAGAGACACUGGCUGAAAUGGACAAAAUAGUUUCAGGCCAGCCAGUGGAAGCAGAAGUAAGGCAGCAGACAGAAAAUGCUUCUACAAAUCUCACAGAUGAUGUGCUAAAAAUGGAGAGUACAGGAGCAGAGGUGACAAAGGAGGUACCAGAGACCCAUGCUGCAAUUGAAUCCGUGGUCAUGGUUGAAGAUGAUUUCAUCACAGUGGUGCAAACAAUUGAUGAAGCCGAAGAACCAGGUCACAGUGUUCGUUUCUCAGCUCCACCUGAAGCCGAAGCCCUCUGUGUUGUUGCGCGGAAAGAAGAAGUAGAGGAGAUGGAAGAGGAUGAGUUUGUAGAGUUGGCUCAGGAGGCAGACUUGGAGGUGGCCAGCCUUGAGGAGAUAGGAGAGGUCCCUGAAACCCCUGCCUCCCCAGCCCAGGAGGCUCAGACCAGAGAAACGGAGGGACCAUCAGAAAGCUAUGAUAGAGAUGAAACAACAGUAGAUGACUCUAUCCUUGACAGUUCCUGGGUAGACACACAAGAUGAUGACAGAAGUAUGGCAACAGAGCAGAUUGAGCUUUUACCCAGGGUGCCCAGUCCAGUUAAAAAACCUGCUGCGGUCCGGAACAAUCUGACACAACCGCGGAGUACGGAAAAACACGACAAAUCGGUCAAACCCAAAACUAAAGGUGGGCGAGCUAAAGGUCGCAUCUCCACACCUGAACGCAAACCUGUUCGCAAAGAGCCCAUCUGUAUACCCAGAGAAGAGAUCAAGAAGAAAAAAGCUAUCCUAAAGAAGACAGAGUUCAACAAAAAAGUGGAGUCUCAGAGUCUUUCUCCUUCCAAGCGGAGCGCCAUUAGGCCAGCAGUCCGCCAUACACGGCCCAUCCAGCAUCACUCCUGCCCAAGAAGGAGACCCACAGAAGCCCUGUCAGACAGUUGCCACUCUUUUAGUGUUGCCAGACAGUCUCGGGACAGAGCCUCGGAUGGUGGGUCACAGAGCCCAGUUAAAAGAUCCUCGGCGCAGCGUCAUGCCUCCAUUCUGGGUCGCCGUGGCUACGAACACGAGGAGAGUUCUACCUCCAUCACCAGCUCUGGAUCGACUGCUCCCCGCAGACCCACAUCAUUUCGCACUGAAAUGAGAGCAGAGCAUAGGAUAGGACGAGCCCCUAGCAUGACAGUUACAGAAUCAGUACUUUCCCGUUCAGCUCGCAGUGGCCACUCAACCCCUCGCACACCAGGGUCCACAGCCAUCACCCCAGGAACCCCUCCCAGCUACUCGUCAUCUUCAAGAACCCCAGGGACCCCACGCUCCCUCAGUUUGAUUUCCCACGAGAGGAAAGUGGCUGUGGUCCGCACCCCACCAAAGUCACCCGCAACCACUCCCAAGCAGCUGCGCAUCAUCAACCAGCCACUGCCCGACUUCAAGAAUGUCAAGUCCAAGAUUGGCUCAACAGAGAAUAUAAAAUACCAGCCAAAAGGAGGACAGGUUCUCAUCCCCAGUGUUAAACUGGACUAUAGCCAUGUUCAGUCUAGGUGUGGGUCCUUGGACAGGCGGGGCCACUCAGCAGGAGGUGGAAACGUACAAAUACAGAACAAGAAGAUUGACUUGAGCCAUGUGACCUCCAAAUGUGGUUCUCUUGACAACAUCCAUCAUCGACCAGGUGGCGGCAAUGUGCGGAUAGAGAGUGUGAAGUUGGAUUUCAAAGACAAAGCUCAAGCCAAGGUGGGUUCACUGGAGAAUGCACAUCACAUUCCUGGUGGAGGUCGCAUAAUGAUUGAGAGCCACAGGUUGACGUUUCGCGAGCAUGCAAAGGCCCGUGUUGACCAUGGAGCUGAGAUCAUUGUCCAAUCACCUGAUGUGUCAGGCUCCAUCUCUCCCCAGCACCACAAGGAAAGCCAGCUGUCGUCCUCUGGCAGUCUCAACAUAAUGGAGUCUCCACAGUUAGCAACCUUGGCCAAGGAUGUCACUGAAGCCCUAGCCAAGCAGGGCUUGUGAACACUGGAUCUCUGGAUUGCUGCUGUGCAUCCUAAACAUCUUCACCUUUGUAAACUUUUCUGCCCUCACUUGCCAUCCUGAAACAAAGUGGUUACCAUUGAUGCUCAGCAAACCGAGUUCUCCUUAACAUCUUUAUCUCAAGAUCUUUCACUAAACUCUAAGCAAAGACUAGACUUAGAAGCUACUGUGUUUUGGUCCUCUAUUUUUAACCCUAAACGUGUGUUUUCUGAUUUGUUUUGUGGAUAUUCCUUUGUUUUGAACGUUUUGCAUAGAGUUAGACUGGGCGUUUGCUCUAGAUUAAGUGGUAUAUUUCUCAUCACUGGCUUUCCUGAUCUUUGAUCAGUGUUGAGAAGUGACAGCCUUUUUUCUACAUUAACCAAUUAAAGACAUGGCCUGUACACCAUGCCACCCUUUUUGUUCUUGCUCAGAAAACAUGCAUGAUUGCCAGAUUCCCAACAACAAGCAUCCUUAUUGUGAGUCAGUAUUGUGACUCAACCCAUGAUCUAUUUAAAACUAAUAAUAUAGACAUAUCUUUAAAAUACAACUUCUUUCCCAUUCACACAUCAACACAUUUUAAGCGGAAGCAAAAAUAUGGCUAUAAAAUAUUACUUUAAAAUGACAUUUAUGCAAGAACCACAUCAUGUUAUGACAAGCAUGUAUGAAUCAAAUACGAAAAGAGGCUCUUUUGUAUUCAAGAAAAAAAAAUUUUAGUAAAUAAUUUCCUCAUUUAUGGAUAACAAUAAACAAGGUCAUGUUUUGUAGUCAAUAGAUGUUUUACAGUGUAAUGCUUGGUGACAGUGUCCAAGACUAAGGGAUGAAUCUCCAUCCUGUCAAACAGCUUUACUCACCUUAACCUGCUCAGCAGAUCUACAUAGAAGCCUGUUUAAACACCUGGAGCUCAUUCCACAUAUAUUCUAGAAAUAAAUUCCUUGAGGAAUAUUAUGAAUAACCAAUAAAGGUUGAUGAUUCAGUCAUCAAAAUGGAUGCUGAUUGCUGUCUGAGCCACAGAAGAAGAGAUGCUACAGCAGAUGAUGCCGCUACUUCAAAUAUUGUGUGUGUCUGGUGUGUGUGUGUGUGUGUGUGUGUUCUUGUACUUGUUGCUGAGUGAGAACCAUUUUUCGUAUUUUUAUUGCAAAGUGAGGACAUUUUGACAAAGUGAGGACAUUUUCCUGGUCCUCACUU
Messenger RNA from Girardinichthys multiradiatus, 3445 nucleotides. RefSeq names its product microtubule-associated protein 2 (gene map2). Gene Ontology annotation, cellular component: neuron projection. The transcript is spliced from 11 exons. The record is from RefSeq and is a predicted model, not a curated record. NCBI's taxonomy places the organism in Eukaryota, Metazoa, Chordata, Actinopteri, Cyprinodontiformes, Goodeidae. Gene Ontology annotation, molecular function: microtubule binding. Gene Ontology annotation, biological process: microtubule cytoskeleton organization; neuron projection development. Bases 128 to 2263 code for a protein of 711 amino acids.